AUGGACAGAGAAGGCUGCCAGUGCGAAUGUUUGAAGAUCCCAGGGGUUUGUUUCGACCCCUCUGAUGAAGAACUUGUUACCUAUUACCUGAAAGAAAAGAUCGAGGGAAGGCCGCUCCAAUGCAAUCAUCUGAUGACACAGUUGCAGAUUUACGACGAUGAUCUGAUGCCAUGGGAAGUUCUCAAAGAUGAUAAUCCUUACUGGAUGACAUCUUCUUGUGAUUCGUUCAACAAAACUAAGAAGACUAUCUAUGUGUUUACGGAGUUGAGAAAGAAGAAGAGCCGUGUGAUAAGGAGAAGUGGCCGCGGUUCAUGGACGGGUCAGAAUAAUCCUGUCGUGAAGGACAAGGCAGGUAAGGGGAUUGGAUACAAUAAACUCUUAACUUUUUAUGAAGAUAGUGAUGACAAGAAGGGGAAGAAGGGCAAGAAGAAGAUUAAUAAUGAUAGCGAUCAUGGUCACUGGAUCAUGCACGAGUAUUCACUUUUUGGAAACGACAAGUUUGUUCUAUGUAAAAUUGUCAAGGAAGUGAGGAUGGGUGCAAAAGCUUCGGUGCUGUGUACUAAUGAAGGAACAACAACGCAAGAGGUACCGGAGAUGAUUUGUGGAAAGAAUGGACAGACAGAUGGAGCGUGCAUGGGUUCGGAUGGGGCAGAUAAUGUUCAAGAAAUUCAAGAUUUCAUGACAGCAGACGUUCCUCGUAUUGAAGCAGUAGAGGCUAACAAUAAAGCAGAUGAUGACAUGGAAGGCAACAAACAAAUUCUGGAUGACUUGUGGAAUUUGCAACUGGAUCAUGAUUUUUCACCAACAGACACAGCUUGGGUAGAUGAUUUGAUUUUGGACUUUUCUUCUCCAGAUUUGUCCGACUUAUGGCCGGUUGAAGAAAGCCAAGGGCAGGCUGGCCCCUAG
Daucus carota subsp. sativus is the source of this 906-nucleotide messenger RNA. Its product is annotated as NAC domain-containing protein 71-like. Lineage: Eukaryota; Viridiplantae; Streptophyta; Magnoliopsida; Apiales; Apiaceae. The coding region runs from base 1 to 906 and encodes 301 amino acids. The record is from RefSeq and is a predicted model, not a curated record. Gene Ontology annotation, molecular function: DNA binding. The transcript has a single exon. Gene Ontology annotation, biological process: regulation of DNA-templated transcription.